AUCUCUUCAACGAUUCCCGCUGUUCCAAAAGCCAGCUCUUUUUAUAGUUACUCAUUGCCCGACUGUCCGACUCUUCCAUUACCUUUCCAUUUGAGUCUCGUGCUAUGCAAUUUAGGGUUUCAGCUGAAAUUAGGGUUUUUAUUCACCAUGGAAGCUCAGAGACGUCAUGGAGCUCCGUCUGAGAGCGAAAGAGAUAGUCGUGGAUUAAGCUCUUCCGAUUCUUCCGGUUUCUCCUCUCAAGAUGAGAUAGGUAGGCCAAGCCAAUCUAUCAAAGAACCACAUGCCAGAUGGACAACAACCUAUGAUAUUGAACUUGCGAAUGCCUUGGUACAACAAAUUCUUCAUGGCAAGACAACAAAAAACGGUUUUAGCAAAAAAACUUGGUCUCUAAUACGAACAGGGUUCAACCGAAAGACAGGUUGUAAUUACACACACCAACAAAUUCGAAAUCGCAAGGGAGCUUUGAAAACACAAUAUAAAGUUGUCAAGCAGCUAUUAGGGCUUCCUGGGUUUAAAUGGGAUGAAACCCGGCAUAUGGUCACAGCUGAGGAUGCUGUGUGGGAUGACUACCUGAAGGCAAACCCAGAUGCUGAGAAAUUCAGGAUGCUACGCUUUCCUGUAUAUGAUCAAUUCAGCAUCAUAUCUGGAGAUGUUGGUGCUAAGCUUAGAUUAGGCAAGUCAUCUCAACCACCAUCUUUAGAAGUCAGUACUCCUGAUGACACACGACAAUCUGCACAAGAACAAUUUGAUACUGAUGAACCUGCUCUUGCAAUGGUGUCAGUGCAAGACAAGGACUCUGCUUAUUUGGCUAGAGACCCAGAAAUCAUUCAAAGAUGCAAUAAACGUCAGUUGAUGAAACCAUCCGGUCCAGACCAUCAGAGGAGAAGGGAAUCCAACUCCAGUGAUUUAGCAGAAGCCUUUUUUGAGUUUGCUGAUGCUUUGAGGUGUAAGACACAUGCUUCAGCAUCAACUGGUGAUCCAUAUGCCAUCAGCAAGUGCAUCAAAGAACUAGAGUCAAUCAAAGGUGUAACUGAUGAGGAUGUUUUUGGAGCAAUAGAUGUGUUUAAGGAUCCCCUCCUAAGAGAGGCAUUUUUGACAAUGCAACCACAGCGGCGCUUGAGAUGGAUUAGAACUCAAUUAAAAUAAGAUUCUUGAGUGCCUUAGCUGGUAGAUGUUUUGGCUUUUCACAACCCAAUGCCCACUUCUUUAUUGGUUUCGUGUUUGCUCUCCUCACUGCUGGAUCUUGUAUAUCAUUUUGUAGCUUAUGAUUUUAUCAGAUGUACAUGUAAACUUUUGAGCUA
Messenger RNA from Telopea speciosissima, 1301 nucleotides. Its product is annotated as L10-interacting MYB domain-containing protein-like. The transcript has 3 exons. NCBI's taxonomy places the organism in Eukaryota, Viridiplantae, Streptophyta, Magnoliopsida, Proteales, Proteaceae. The record is from RefSeq and is a predicted model, not a curated record. The coding region runs from base 148 to 1146 and encodes 332 amino acids.